CUGAAGUAUCCAUCCAAGAAAUUUUACAAAUUUGAAAGAAAAUUGCAUGCCCGCAAAAAAAAAAAGCAUUGGGAAUUGUAUUGGCACGUACUCCGUAUAUAAAAGUGAGCCUGUUCCAGGGCUCCAAUACGCACCAUAUACUUGUAGUUCCGGCCAAGAACUUCCUAUUCUUUCUGCCGGCCAGAGGCAGCUAGGAGCACGCCAAAAUGGCCGCAACGGCGCCAAUGCUUAUCCACGUCGAGUCCCUCCAGACCGCCGUCCCGAUGCGCAUGGCCGGGGCGGGGAAGUCACUGCCCAUCGCGGUGUCCGGGCCGCCGCUCACCGCCGCGGAGCUGCAGCGCCGCUUCCGCGCCGUGCUCUACUACCGCGGCGCGGGCGCAGAGGCGGAGGCCGCGGCGAGGGAGCGUGCGGCGUGGGUGAAGGAGUCGCUCUGCGCGGCGCUGGUCGACCACCCGGAGAUGGCAGGGCGGCUGCGCCGCCGUGGCGACGGCGGCAACGACGACGACGACGACGGGCGCCUCUGGGAGGUGAAGCUCAGGGACACCGGCGUGCGGCUGGUCCAGGCCUCGGUGGAGGCCACCAUGGCGGAGUUCCUGGAGGCCAGGGGCGUCGACCGGGAACGGAAGGAGGCCGCGCUGGCGCUGUGGACCGACGUGGACGUGCACGAGCCCGACAUCUGCGCCCCGUUGUUCAUGCAGGCACAGUCAUCGGUCACAACUGACACGAUUCUCGGACGGCGGCUACGCCGUCGGCGUCAGCUGCAGCCUGCUGCUCGCCGACCCGCUGUCCCUCAUCGGCUUCCUCAAGUCGUGGGCUCGCAAGAACGCGGAGAUGCAAGCGCAAAGCAAGCACGUCGCCCACCCGGUGAUCCAGUACACGCACUACAUCCAGAGCCCAGGCGCCGCCAAGCGCGUCAAGUCCGGCACUUCCACGCUGGGCAUUGCGACCACCGCUGCCGACGACAGCACGACGACGACGACGACCGUGCUCUUCGGGGCUCCCGACACGACCUCCGACCACCGCGCGCUCGCCGCGGCCUGCGUCGGCAUGGCCAGCAAGAGGCUCGGCGGCGCCAAGCAGCCCCCGCGGUUCACGGUCAUGGCCCGCGACAGCUCGAAAGGGCUGCACGUCCAGACCUGCUGCGGCACGGUGGGUUACGGUGAUCGCGAGGCCUGCCAUGGGCAUGGACACGGACUCGCGGCGAGGGUCGCGCAGUGGAGCGAGGCCGGUCUCGAGGACCUGGCGCUGGAGGGGAGCAAGCCCGUGCACGUGUCCUACUCCAUCUCAUCGAGUGCCGACGAGGGGCUCGUGGUCGUGAUGCCUGCUGGUGGUGCCCAGCUCUUGAUCAGCGUGACAGUGCCGAACUACAUGUAAUUUCGAAGUGCCUUGCUGCUGCUGUUCUAUAGUUGCAUGAUGCGUCGUCACUUCUUCAGUGAAGAGUGCUGUGGCUGUACUUCAAAAAAAAAAUAUAGGCCUGUGAAGAUGGGACUCGGACCACUAUGAAGCUGUGACUUUUUUCACAGUGAUCCAGAAGUUCCUUUGUGAACCGUUCGUUAGCAAUGUACUGGUCUUGUUCGUUAAGCUUAUUUAUCGAAUUUGUCAGUCAUUUAGUAGUGUUUUUUUCUUAUAAUAAAUUAACAAAUAGUACUUUCA
Messenger RNA from Sorghum bicolor (sorghum), 1653 nucleotides. RefSeq lists its product as uncharacterized. Bases 207 to 1163 code for a protein of 318 amino acids. The transcript has 2 exons. The record is from RefSeq and is a predicted model, not a curated record. Gene Ontology annotation, molecular function: acyltransferase activity, transferring groups other than amino-acyl groups. NCBI's taxonomy places the organism in Eukaryota, Viridiplantae, Streptophyta, Magnoliopsida, Poales, Poaceae.